UUUUUAGACGAUAAUCAAUGAAUUUUAAUUAAUAGUUUUAUAUUAAGUAAUUAUAUAAGUAGACAAUUUAAUUAAUAUAGCUAUAGAAUGAUCAGCAAGAAUUAUUAGAAAUUACACAUAUGAAGUGUACAUAACACGCUCAGCAUGAGGGUUACAAGUGAAAUUUUAAACAAUGAUUGACGAUUAUGCAGGUCCAAUGUGACACAUUGAUAAAUUAUAUAAACUAAAGAGUUUUCUUCGUAAAUUAAUAUUAUAAAAACUGACAGUUAUUAAUUGAAUUUAAUGCAGUAACUAGAAUUAAAAUUAUUUUUUAUUACAGAAUGCUAUAUUUAUUUAGCAUAUAUGCACUGUUUUUGUAGCUUAUAGCUUUUAAUAUUAUUUUGAAAUAUUUUUCUACGUGUUUGAGUUAAGGGGUCAAACAAGUAGAAAUUUAUUUGAAAAAGUAUUAUAAACAUUUCAGGACUCUAAAUGAAUAUUAUUAUAUGUUGCGAUUAAUAGUCAUACUUAUUUUAGAUUAUUUAGAAGUAUGCGGUACAAGAUUAAUAAAUCAUUUUUUCAAUCAACACGAAUGGCCUCAACCAAAAAUCAUUGGAGGAUAUUCUACUCCAUAUGGAGCAUAUCCAUGGCAAGUGGAGUUACAAGCUAAUAUAGGAGGAUGGGAACAUCACUGUGGAGGAGCACUUGUAUCAGAAACAAUUGCAUUAACAGCUGCUCAUUGUUUGAAAAAUUUAAAAAAAUCACAGUUACGCAUUCUUGUAGGAAAACAUAAUUUAUCAAAAAAUGAUAAACAUGAAAAAACAUACAAAAUCCAAAAAAUAUUAGUACAUCCCGAUUUCAGAAAAGAUGGGCCUCAUAGCCAUGAUAUUGCAGUACUAAAAUUACAUUCAGCCAAUAGCAAAGGAGUUAGAUUUGAUUCACAUGUUCAACCAAUAUGUUUACCAGAAUACCAUACAAAUAUAAAUGAAGCUAACUGGUGCACAGUUACUGGUUGGGGUGCACAAAAACAAGAUGAUAUGACUAGUUUAUCAAAAGUAUUACAAGCAGCAUCUGUACAUUUAAUUGAUCUCGAAACGUGUCGACAUGAUGAUAUUUAUGGAGGACGUCAUCAAUUCAUAUUAGAUAGUAUGUUAUGUGCUGGUAACUUAGAAGGAGGUGUAGAUGCUUGUGGAGGUGAUUCUGGGGGACCUUUAGCUUGUCAAAUAAAUGGAAAAUUUGUACUAACGGGAGUUGUAUCAUGGGGUGAUGGUUGUGGCAAAAAAAAUAGACCAGGUGUAUACACAAGAGUUUCAUACUAUGCAGAUUGGCUAAAACAGUCAAUAUUCGAAUUAGAAACCUAAUAGAAUAAAAAUUAAAAAAGUAUUUAAUUAAGAAAAAAAUUGUGAAUUUUAUUAACAUUCAUACACAUUAUGUAAAGGACUAAUUAAUUAAAAUAGUUUCAAAUGUAAAUAUGUAAUAUAAAUAUAUAAAUAAGAUUGUUAAUAUUAUAAUAAGUCUGUUGAUUUAACUUGUAUAAAGAUAAUUCAAGUGCUAGUUAUUUUUUAAAUUAAUAGUGGAACUAAGCAAAACGUGUUUUAAUAAUUAGGUAAAGUAGAUUAGGCAGAACAUUAAUUUGUUCAAGCCAAGUCAGAAAUCAAAGUUCUGUUAUUUUUAUGUUGGUGUUAAUUAAUUAUUUUCUUUAAAUCAUUAUAUAAGUAUUUUUAAAGUGAAAAAAAGUAAAAUUAUAAUUUUGGUUUCACAAUGAAUAUAAAUUCUUUGAGUAAUUAUUUAUACGAAAGUAAUGUAUAAUAAUCAAGGGAUAGGCUCACUGUGCUAUAAAACAAAUCCAUUUUGGAGUAAAUUAUCAUCUGAGUUCACAGUUCUCCCUGUGUGUUACUUCAUUAAU
This is a messenger RNA of Daktulosphaira vitifoliae (grape phylloxera), 1882 nucleotides long. RefSeq names its product prostasin-like. The record is from RefSeq and is a predicted model, not a curated record. The coding region runs from base 483 to 1337 and encodes 284 amino acids. The transcript is spliced from 5 exons. Gene Ontology annotation, biological process: proteolysis. Gene Ontology annotation, molecular function: serine-type endopeptidase activity. Lineage: Eukaryota; Metazoa; Arthropoda; Insecta; Hemiptera; Phylloxeridae.